Messenger RNA from Emys orbicularis (European pond turtle), 1461 nucleotides. RefSeq names its product beta-1,3-galactosyltransferase 4 (gene B3GALT4). Lineage: Eukaryota; Metazoa; Chordata; Testudines; Emydidae. Gene Ontology annotation, cellular component: Golgi membrane. The record is from RefSeq and is a predicted model, not a curated record. Gene Ontology annotation, molecular function: N-acetyl-beta-D-glucosaminide beta-(1,3)-galactosyltransferase activity.
AUGGCUGGGCCAGGCUCUAGCAGCCCCCUGUGUGCUGGGGGUCCCCGGCUUCGGGAACCCCCGGGGGCCCCCCAGCUACACCCCAGCGGGCGGGAGGGAAGGCAGAGCUGGGGAGAAGAGGGUUGAAGGUGGCUGGUCUGUGCACACAGUCACCAUACCUCCCUGUCCCCCCCAUGGGCUUGUAUUUUCCUGGGUGCCGCUUCCCUGGUGAAAUCCGCUCCGCGAGGCAGGGCAGCUCGGACAGGGGAUCUGGGUGUGCCCCCGGCACACGCACGGUCCUUACACAGAUCUGUGCACUCCGCUCACGAGCUACCGCCGGGGGGGCGGGGGGCACUGACGCAGCACGGAGCGGAGCGGGGCGGGGCCGGGAGGCAACCUCCACCACCUGCUGACCCCCCCUCACCCCGUAUGGCCCCCCGGCUCUGCCCCGCCCGGCGCCCCUCUGCCUGGCUGCUGCGGGGGCUGCUGGCAGGGCUGGGGGGGCUGGCGCUUGUGAGCCUCCUGCUUGGGGGCACAGGGGAGGAGCUGCUAUCGUGGUCACUGGCCCCCUUCCUGGGAGGCGGGGGAGGUUUCCUGCACGCAGACCCCCCCUUGCCUGGCCCCGACUCCUUCCUGCUGCCCAACGUGGAUGGCUGCAGGCCCCGGGCCCCCUUCCUGCUGGUGCUGGUGGCCAGCGCGCCGGGGCACACGGCCCAGCGCCAGGCGGUGCGUGCCAGCUGGGGGGGCGCCCGCAGGGCCGGGGGGUACCCGGUGCGGACGCUCUUCGCCCUGGGGGCGCCGGGCUCGGGCAAGGAGCAGGCCCGGCUGGAGGAGGAGUCCCAGCGGCACGGGGACCUGGUCCAGGGCCGCUUCGCCGACACCUACGCCAACCUGACCCUCAAGACCAUGAUGAUGCUGGGCUGGGCGGCCGCCCACUGCCCUGGCGCCGCCUUUGUGGUGAAGGUCGACGACGACGUCUUCCUCAACCUGCCCGCCCUGGCCCGCCACCUGGGGGCGCUGCCCAGCCCUCGCCGGCUCUACCUGGGCCGGGUCCACUGGCGGGUGCAGCCCAACCGCGACCCCGGCAACCGGCACCAUGUCCCGGCCUCCGCCUACCCGGCCGGGGCCUUCCCCCCCUACUGCAGCGGCACGGCCUACGUGCUGUCCGGCGACGCUGCCCUGGGGGUGCUGGGGGCCGCCCCCCACGUGCCUCCCGUGCCCCUGGAGGAUGUCUACGUGGGGCUGUGCGCUCGCUGGGCUGGCUUGGCCCCCACCCACACGGCCCGCAUGGCUGGAUCCACCCACUACCCCAUGGACCCCUGCUGCUACGGGGAGGUGCUGUACAGCGUGCACCAGGUGGGCCCUCAGGCGAUGGGGGCAGCCUGGGCUAUGGUGGGGGGAGAAGGGGGAGCCUGUACCCCACUGCAUAGGGGGCUGGGGGUGCUGAGGUGCAAGGUGCUAGCCCUGCUGGAGGGUCUGUGA